AUGCAUAAGGAUGAAGACGAGACAGAACUUAUUCGCAAAUCUGCAUAUCGAGGCCCAAUUCCUCCAUCACCGAUGACCCAGGCCGACAUGCUUGCCGGGAUUGGGGUUGAAGCGCAAGUUGCUGGUAAUGAGCUUGAUGAUCCCGCGUCCGGAAUAAGCUUAACCCCAGACCAGGACGAGAACCCUUGGGCCCACGGUUUUGAUCAAGGCUCCCAUAAGUACAUACUGGACGGUGAGCGAAUGACUCGCCAUGAGAGCGAUCAAUUCCUCAGAGCUCCAGAUACGUACACCAGGCCCAGAAAUGGAAGAAGAUCCAUCACGCCCUUAUCCUCGACAGAUAGCAAUCCGGAGAAGCGUCAACGCCAGGACUCACUAGAAAUGCUUGCCGAUGUUGCAUCAAUCCAGCCUGCUACCGUUUCCUCGUCAUUCCGCCACCUAUCUAGUGCACCUCAGACCAAGGCUGAACAGCAAAGACAAGUGACCCAUGCCGAGCAACAACGUAUGGCUCUUCAAAAAUUCGGCAAAGCCUUAUUAGCUGAAUGCCAGGCUGAUCCUUCCGCUGAUGGUACCGACCUGGAGAAUGUAGUCCUGCGAAUAUUAUCAGGUACGAACCCUCAGAUGCAGGACGGAAGACAGGCUAUUUUCGAACGUCCCCCGAGUGAAGACUUCGAGCCGGAUCACCCACGCUUAGAUACGAUCAUGACAAAGACGGAAGCUCUCAAAGCUUCACAGGCGAUAUCUAAGAUUAUCAAGCACAGUAGAAGUGCUUCAUUCACCUCCCGAUCUCGUCGGUCUUCGAGGGUCUCGUCUUCUGAUAAGCUGCAAUGCCCGCACUGCGAAGUCAACCUGGCUCGAGCUUGCGACAUGAAAAAACACAUGAAACGCCACACUAAGCCUUACGGUUGCACCUAUCCUAAAUGUCACAAACGGUUCGGAGCGAAAUCAGAUUGGAAGCGGCACGAGAACAGCCAACACUUUCAAAUGGAAUCUUUCCGCUGUCAACGGAAAGAUCCGACAAUCCGUAAGCCUUGCGGAGAGCUAUUCCAGCGCGUUGAGCUUUUCAGACAGCACCUUGUCAAUGAACAUAAAGUUGACAAGGGUUCUGACGUAUCCGGCGAGGCAAAAGCCUGUCGUAUUGGUAAGAACUACCAAGGACAGUUCUGGUGCGGUUUCUGUCAGAUGAUCGUGAAGCUGAAGGAAAGACGCAACGCUGCUUGGGAUGAGAGAUUCGAUCAUAUAGACGCACAUUUCAACAAGGAGAAAAGAGGUAUCGAGCAAUGGUUAUGUGUGGAGACACGGAAAACGAAGGGAGAGUCCUUGAAAGAGAUGGACAGGACAAGGUUUGAUGAGGACGAUGGAGACGAGGAUGGUGAUGGCGAGCCAGAUGACAGCCCGCCGCCGACUGCCGGCGGAGCAAGCGAUGGAACAUACCAGUCGCAUGAGGCAUUUCCAAGACCUCCUUCGAUACCGCCAUCAAUGACUGUUGCGGAAGACGUAACAAGAAAGAGACGGUAUCCUGUCGAAGAGUUCGCGCCACCACCAGUUCAGAAACGAAGGAGGACGGACGUCAAUCGCUAUUUGUUCAUGCGGGAACGGACCAUGGCCUGGGAAUAUGUAUGUGGUCUGUAUGAGCUGUGA
This is a messenger RNA of Didymosphaeria variabile, 1638 nucleotides long. RefSeq lists its product as uncharacterized. NCBI's taxonomy places the organism in Eukaryota, Fungi, Ascomycota, Dothideomycetes, Pleosporales, Didymosphaeriaceae. The record is from RefSeq and is a predicted model, not a curated record. The coding region runs from base 1 to 1638 and encodes 545 amino acids. The transcript is spliced from 3 exons.